Molecule: messenger RNA, 645 nt
Organism: Lactuca saligna
Lineage: Eukaryota; Viridiplantae; Streptophyta; Magnoliopsida; Asterales; Asteraceae
Source: the annotation of a GenBank genome assembly
AUGAAAACACAAAAUCGAUUGCAAUCCUUUCUGCCUCUUUCCUGUGGUCGCACAAGCCAAACAAAUCAAAAGACAUGUGAUCAGAAGGUGGGAUUCAUAGAGGAAAAACAAAUUAAUACCAACAAACGGUGGAACCGGCAGAUAAGUAAUGGGAUUAACACCUAUGUUAGACCAAAGUUAAACAACUUGGGUUUACUGCUUCCGUCUAAUUUUGAUUGUCGAAUAUUGUUUGAUUUGGUGAAAAGUAAGGCUAAGGAGAUUGUGCAUUUGUAUUUAGAGGUGUUUCAAGGAUUGGUCGAACAGAUAGAAGCAGCUGAGAAAGUUGUACCAUACAAUGUUGAAAACAUUAUAUUUGAUAAUGUUGAAGAUUGUCCAGAAGAAGAAACUGUGGCACUGAAUACGGUUAAAGAAAAAAAUUUAUAUGAGUUUGGAAGACUGAUUGACAAAACUUUCUCAGACGGUGAAGAGUCAAAUGAAGGAUGGUCAGAAGAUGAGUUCAUACACCGGAAAAAAGCUUCAGACAUAUUUUAUGGUAUGCCUCCCAUACCUGAUUGUGCUGAUCCUAUUGUUGAACUCGGACCAUUUCACAAUUUAGGUCCAAAUGAUGAUAUGUUUGUUCGUCAAACAUAUGACAACAAACAAUAA